GUGAUGCUAAAGGUCACUUCCUGUUCACUUCCCGCCGAAGUAGUGGUAACAUUACGCGACUGAAUUUCGUGACAGUCAGCGUUACAUUUUACGUAAGGAUACAUUUCCAAAGACAGUUACGAUACUAGAAGUUGAACACAAAAUGCCAGCCUACAAACUGACUUACUUCAACGGACGGGGCACUGCUGAGAUAGUCCGGCUGGUGUUCGCGGCAGCCGGGAUAGAGUACGAAGACGUCCGGAUUGAGAAGCCCGAAGAGCAAUGGCCCGAGUUCAAACCGAAGACUCCAAUGGGCCAAGUUCCGAUCCUGGAGGUGGACGGGACGAUGUUGUGUCAGAGUAACAGCAUCGCGCGUUACGUCGCCAAAGUAGCAGGAUUGGCCGGUAAGACGCCCCUGGACCAGGCUCGUGUGGACAUGAUUAUGGACGGGAUGGAAGACGUGGGGAAGAAGGGCAAUGCCACACACUGGGAGAAAGACGAAGAAAAAAAAGCUGAAAAGAAGAAAGAAUACGAGGAGACGUUCCUACCCCAGUUCUAUACCUGCUUGAACAAGCUGGUCGGUGACAGCGGGCACUUCGUUGGUAAUGAGCUGACGUUGGCUGAUAUUACCUUCUUCAACACGACGGAUUUAGUGGGACGCUACUUCAAACUGCCGAGUAUGGACCAGUUUUCCGGACUGAAGAAGGUCAUGGAUCACGUGACCUCCAACCCUGGGAUAGCCAAGUGGCUGAAGGAACGGCCAGAGACGCCGUUUUAAAUUCGCACCACAGCAAGAAAUUACUAUCACCAUUUCUUCUUUCCUAUAAGUACAAGUUUAGCACCUUAAUAGUUGGGGCGGUGCUGGAUCG
Messenger RNA from Branchiostoma belcheri (Belcher's lancelet), 848 nucleotides. RefSeq names its product hematopoietic prostaglandin D synthase-like. Lineage: Eukaryota; Metazoa; Chordata; Leptocardii; Amphioxiformes; Branchiostomatidae. The record is from RefSeq and is a predicted model, not a curated record. Gene Ontology annotation, biological process: glutathione metabolic process. The transcript has 5 exons. Gene Ontology annotation, molecular function: glutathione transferase activity. Bases 143 to 757 code for a protein of 204 amino acids.